AUGCCAUUAUUCAGGGAAUCGAGUUUCCUAGUUGUCCAUCCGGGGUCACAACAUACCAUAUUUUCGUUUGGUUUACAGGAUCCAUUAUCUCCCCCUCAAUAUAAGAUUCCAUCUGUAGUUUAUCAGGAUCCAAAUACUAAAGAAUAUAAAUCGAAGAAGAAUGAAGGUGAAGAACUAAUUGAAGUACAUCCAAUCAAAGAAAGCAGGAUUGUCGAUUUAGAUGCGUUUAACUACUUAUUAAAGAUCAUAUUACAAAGUGUAAUCACUAAUAAUCCUGUUAUUACAAUCAAUCAAAUUCCGUUACUACUUAUAGCACCAUCUUUGGCAUGGUCAAGAUCGAACAUUGAAUAUGUGACAAAAUACGUUAUUGAAUCUUUAGAAUUCACGGCAUUCAACGUUAUAGACUUGUCGAUUGCGUGUAAUUUUGGCAUGGGUUCGUCCUCUAGUUCUUGUGUUGUUAAUAUUGGCCACGAGUCGUGUCAGAUAAUGCCGGUUAUUGGAUAUCAAAGUAUUAAGUACGCAGGCAUAUAUUUGAAUGGAAUUGGGGGUAAGACUAUAAAUGAGGAAGUACAGAAAUUGUUACCUAACUUGACUGGUAAGCAAAUUGAAGCCUUAAAAACAUCAGGAAUUUUUGAAGCUGUUAAUGAUCACGAUUCCUCAUUCUAUUCUGUUGCUGAUUUAAAUACUAUUGGUGAAAAUAAUGAAGAUGAUGAAGAUUUUGAUGUAGCAAAAAUAGUUACCGAACAAAACGGUAACUUGCCGAAAAGCGAAUCUGAAGCAAAUCAAGGUGAAGAAGAUAAGCAGGAAGAAAAAUCGAAUAGUGAGCUUGAAAAGAACUUCUUCUUGGAUCCAGAUACGAAAGAAAAAAUAUAUGUGGGCAAAGAAAGAUUUCAAGGAGUUUCCAAAUUGGUCAAUCGUGUAGCAGAAGCCAUAUAUGAAUCUCUAUUAUUAAUACCUGAUUUAGAGAAGAGACAAGAGUGCUAUGAUAACUUGAUAUUUGUUGGCUCUACCUUCAAAAUUCCUGGUUUAAAGCAAGCAUUGCUAAUUAAGCUUACUGCUGAUUACCUUGUUAGAUCACCAGGUGAAUCAACCGCGAACGAUGAAACAACCGCUGUUAACUCGGCUAUAGUCGCAUAUCAACAAGCAGAGGAACUUAAUGAGUCAAACGGUGAAUCGAAUUUCAUAUUAUCUCAGGUCCCAACCGCUAUUAGAGCUGCAAAACAUCCGGAUUACUUUCCUGAAUGGAAACAACCUAAAGAAAAAGGGGGUUCAUGGGAAGAUGUCUACUUUUUAGGUGCCGAAAUAUACGCUAAACAAAUAUUUGGUGGGAAUUCGAACCAAGGUGGUGAAUUAUUUUUGGACGCCGAUGGAUAUGAAGAGAAAGGACCUCAAGGUAUUUGGGACGCAACUAUCUAA
Debaryomyces fabryi is the source of this 1416-nucleotide messenger RNA. It is a transcript of the gene ARP9, whose product is annotated as Arp9p. The record is from RefSeq and is a predicted model, not a curated record. NCBI's taxonomy places the organism in Eukaryota, Fungi, Ascomycota, Pichiomycetes, Serinales, Debaryomycetaceae. Bases 1 to 1416 code for a protein of 471 amino acids. The transcript has a single exon.